This is a messenger RNA of Parnassius apollo (apollo), 771 nucleotides long. Lineage: Eukaryota; Metazoa; Arthropoda; Insecta; Lepidoptera; Papilionidae. The record is from the annotation of a GenBank genome assembly.
AUGUUUCACCAGCGUUUAAAAGAAGGACUUCCACAAUUGGUCAAAAACAGGGAGGUGCUAGCUAUCUUCAACACCCAGGCUCAGGCGGAAGAAGAGAAGCUGAAAAAUGACCUGCUAGCCAUCAGACCUGUGAGCCCCACAAACUAUUGUGCAAGAUUUGGCAGUUAUCAAACAUUGGGCACAUUGAGAAGAUCGAUAUGCAACACCCAAGCAGGAGACGGAGAACCCAUUGAGGGACCACGGUGUGUUCAUGGCCCGGAAGCGUGGCUAGAGGGAUUGAGACAGAAAAGAUGGACACUUGCUACCAUACUCAUCGUCCUGCUUGCCGCUCACAGAUGCGACACAACAGCAUCCCUACUAGGUCAAGGUGACAACCAGGUGAUCGUGCUUAGAAUUCCUUCUCAACGAUAUGUUCAAGAGCGAAAGUUAACACCAGACGAGUAUACUAAACAGUUUCUCAGAGUGCUUGAGGAUAUCUGCACGGCGUCCGGGAUAGUGAUCAAGGUACCUGAAUCAUGGAGGUUCAGGAGGUUAUUGGAGUACGGCCGACGGUACUAUUUGGAUGGUGUUCAAGUAAGUGGGGCAUUGAAAAAGGCGUCAAGAUUUACAAGCGAGGCCAACCAAACAAUACAUACCACGAAUGCACUCAUCGCUGGUUUAUUCUCCAGUGGCACCUCAGUUGAGGGAGAUGACGAAACACCACUUCCUGCUUAUAUGAUGACGGUGUUCGAGGCUGCACGGGUCCUAUGGAAGAGGCACGCUGAGCAUUAA